Messenger RNA from Rangifer tarandus platyrhynchus (Svalbard reindeer), 2427 nucleotides. Lineage: Eukaryota; Metazoa; Chordata; Mammalia; Artiodactyla; Cervidae. The record is from the annotation of a GenBank genome assembly.
AUGGCGGGGACCGUGGUGCUGGACGAUGUGGAGCUGCGAGAGGCGCAGAGAGACUACCUGGACUUUCUGGACGACGAGGAAGACCAGGGAAUUUAUCAGAGCAAAGUUCGGGACCUGAUUAGUGAUAACCAGUACCGGUUGAUUGUCAACGUGAAUGACCUGCGUAGGAAAAACGAGAAGAGGGCUAACCGCCUGCUGAGCAGCGCCUUUGAGGAGCUGGUGGCCUUCCAGCGGGCCCUGAAGGACUUCGUGGCCUCCAUUGACGCCGCGUAUGCCAAGCAGUACGAGGAGUUCUACAUAGGCCUGGAGGGCAGCUUCGGCUCCAAGCACGUCUCUCCUCGGACCCUCACCUCCUGCUUCCUGAGCUGUGUCGUCUGUGUGGAGGGCAUUGUUACUAAAUGCUCUCUAGUUCGUCCCAAAGUCGUCCGCAGUGUCCACUACUGUCCUGCUACCAAGAAGACCAUAGAGCGACGUUAUUCUGAUCUCACCACCCUGGUGGCCUUUCCUUCCAGCUCUGUCUAUCCCACCAAGGAUGAGGAAAACAAUCCCCUUGAGACAGAAUACGGCCUUUCUGUCUACAAGGACCACCAGACCAUCACCAUCCAGGAAAUGCCGGAGAAGGCUCCCGCCGGCCAGCUUCCCCGCUCUGUGGACGUCAUCCUGGAUGACGACUUGGUGGACAGAGUGAAGCCCGGUGACCGGGUGCAGGUGGUGGGGACCUACCGCUGCCUUCCGGGAAAGAAGGGAGGCUACACCUCGGGCACCUUCAGGACUGUCUUGAUUGCCUGUAACGUGAAACAGAUGAGCAAGGAUGUUCAGCCUUCCUUCUCCGCUGAGGACAUAGCCAAGAUCAAGAAGUUCAGUAAAACCCGCUCCAAGGAUAUCUUUGACCAGCUGGCCAAGUCGCUGGCGCCCAGCAUCCACGGGCAUGACUAUGUCAAGAAGGCGAUCCUCUGCUUGCUGCUGGGUGGGGUGGAGCGAGACCUCGAGAACGGCAGCCACAUCCGUGGGGACAUCAAUAUCCUUCUCAUAGGAGACCCAUCGGUCGCCAAGUCCCAGCUGCUGCGAUAUGUGCUCUGCACAGCACCGCGGGCCAUCCCCACCACCGGCCGGGGCUCCUCCGGUGUGGGUCUCACGGCCGCUGUCACCACAGACCAGGAAACAGGUGAGCGCCGUCUGGAGGCGGGGGCCAUGGUCCUGGCUGACCGAGGCGUGGUUUGCAUCGAUGAGUUUGACAAGAUGUCUGACAUGGACCGCACGGCCAUUCACGAGGUGAUGGAGCAGGGCCGAGUCACCAUCGCCAAGGCCGGCAUCCACGCCCGCCUCAAUGCCCGCUGCAGUGUUUUGGCAGCUGCCAACCCCGUCUACGGCAGGUAUGAUCAGUACAAGACCCCCAUGGAGAACAUCGGGCUGCAGGACUCGCUGCUAUCCCGAUUCGACCUCCUCUUCAUCAUGCUGGACCAGAUGGAUCCCGAGCAGGACCGGGAGAUCUCAGACCACGUCCUCCGAAUGCACCGCUACAGGGCACCCGGAGAGCAGGAUGGUGACGCUAUGCCUCUAGGCAGCGCUGUGGAUAUCCUGGCCACAGAUGAUCCCAACUUCAGCCCGGAUGACCAGCAGGACACCCAGAUCUACGAGAAGCAUGACAGCCUUCUGCACGGGGUCAAGAAGAAGAAGGAGAAGAUGGUGAGUGCGGCGUUCAUGCGGAAGUACAUCCACGUGGCCAAAAUCAUCAAGCCGGUGCUGACGCAGGAGUCAGCCGCCUACAUCGCGGAGGAGUACUCACGCCUGCGCAGUCAGGACAGCAUGAGCUCGGACACCGCCAGGACGUCUCCAGUGACAGCCCGGACCCUGGAAACCCUGAUUCGCUUGGCCACGGCCCACGCCAAGGCCCGCAUGAGCAAGACCGUGGACCUGCAGGACGCAGAGGAGGCUGUGGAGCUCGUCCAGUACGCUUACUUCAAGAAGGUUCUCGAGAAGGAGAAGAAACGUAAGAAGCGAAAUGAGGAUGAAUCAGAGACGGAAGAUGAAGUGGAGAAGAGCCAGGAGGACCAGGAGCAGAAGACGAAGAGGAGGAGGACCCAUCCCUCGGAUGCCAAGGAAGGGGACUCCUAUGACCCUUACGACUUCACCAACACGGAGGAGGAAAUGCCUCAGGUGCACACUCCAAAGGCCACAGACUCCCAGGAGACCAAGGAGUCCCAGAAGGUGGAGUUGAGUGAAUCCAGGUUGAAGGCCUUCAAGGCGGCCCUCUUAGAGGUGUUCCGGGAAGCUCAUGCACAAUCAGUUGGCAUGAGUCGCCUCACAGAAUCCGUCAACCGAGACAACGAAGAGCCCUUCUCCUCCACGGAGAUCCAGGCUGCGCUGAGCAGGAUGCAGGACGACAACCAGGUCAUGGUCUCCGAGGGCAUCGUCUUCCUCAUCUGA